Messenger RNA from Osmerus eperlanus (European smelt), 1029 nucleotides. RefSeq names its product trace amine-associated receptor 13c-like. The transcript has a single exon. Gene Ontology annotation, cellular component: membrane. The record is from RefSeq and is a predicted model, not a curated record. Lineage: Eukaryota; Metazoa; Chordata; Actinopteri; Osmeriformes; Osmeridae. Gene Ontology annotation, biological process: G protein-coupled receptor signaling pathway. The coding region runs from base 1 to 1029 and encodes 342 amino acids. Gene Ontology annotation, molecular function: trace-amine receptor activity.
AUGGCAAGUCCUGAAGACCAGUGGUGCUACCCAGCCUUUAACUUGUCCUGUCCUAGAUCGGUGUUCAGUUCUGGGGCUCAGGUAACUCUCUACCUGGUGUUCCUGGUGGGUAUCCUGGUCACCAUCCUGGGCAACUCUGUGGUCAUCAUCUCCAUCGCCCACUUCAAGCAGCUCCACAGUCCAACCAACAUGAUGGUGAUGUCUCUAGCCGUGGCUGACCUGUUGGUAGGGGCAAUCGUGAUGCCCUUCAGCAUGGUCCGGAGUGUCGAGGGAUGCUGGUACUAUGGUGAUGAUUUAUGUCUCCUCCACUCCAGCUUUGACAUGUUCCUCACCAUUGUCUCUAUCUUUCACCUUGUUUCCAUCGCUAUUGAUCGCCAUGAAGCAGUCUGCAACCCUAUGCUCUACUCAGCCCACAUCACCAUGCCUGUGGCCUGGAUCAUGAUCUCAGCCAGCUGGGUAAUAGCAGGUCUGUACUCUUAUGGCCUACCUUACUCCAAGGCUAACGUGGCUGGACUUGAGGACUAUCUGGAAUCUAUUAAAUGUCUGGGUGGUUGUUACUUAUUGUUCAACCAUCUGUGGGGUGCAUUAGACACACUGAUAUCCUUUUUCUUUCCUGUGUCUAUCAUGAUGGGUUUAUAUGCUGAGAUUUUCCAGGUAGCUAAGGAGCAUGCCAGGAGGAUAGAAGACGGCAGCCAUGGAGGGGUGAGGAAACUUAAUGAGGGAGAGAGGAGGGGGGCGGUGUCGAAACGCUCAGAGCGCAAAGCAGCCAAGACACUAGGUAUAGUGGUGGGAGUUUUUAUAUUCUGCUGGAUGCCAUUCUUUGUAAACUCCACCAUAGACCCUUACACUAACUUUAGUACACCUGCUAUUUUAUUUGAGGUGUUUGUGUGGUUAGGCUACUUUAACUCCACUUUAAACCCUAUUAUCUAUGCUAUGUUCUACCCCUGGUUCAGGAAAUGCGUUAAUGCCAUUGUUACCAUGGAGAUAUUCACCAGACACUCAUCUGAUAUGAAUGUGUUUGUCACUUGA